AUGGGCUCGAGAGAGCGCAAAAAGGCAGCCCUCGACAAGAAGCUCGAAAAGCUUAGGAUCGUCACGAAUUCUACCGCUGUGAAAGUGAAAACCCUAGAAAAAGGGUUUCAAAUAGACGUGUUUUCGGAGCGAAACUGCCCGGGUAUGCUUCGAUCGAUCCUGGAAGCUUUCGAUGAGGUCGGGCUUGAAGUGUUCGACGCUAGGGUUUCGUGCACCGAUAAUUUUCAUCUUGAGGCUGUUAGUGAUCAGAAUGAGGGGCUGCCGGAAAGCAUUGAUGCCCAGAUGGUCAAACAAGCUGUGUUGCAAGCUAUUAGGAACUGUAGCCGCCAUGAUCAAGAUUAA
This is a messenger RNA of Striga hermonthica, 342 nucleotides long. The record is from the annotation of a GenBank genome assembly. Lineage: Eukaryota; Viridiplantae; Streptophyta; Magnoliopsida; Lamiales; Orobanchaceae.